CCCCCAUUUCGCCACUUUGUUUUCAUUGGCACUCCUUGUGACCAUGGCUGCUCAUUCCACCGAGGAGCCGUUCCCCUUCCACGGUCUGCUUCCCAAAAAGGAGACCGGCGCCGCGUCUUACCUUACCAGGUUCCCCGACCACGAUGGACGGGGUGUCCUCAUCGCUAUACUCGACACCGGCGUGGACCCCGGGGCCCCGGGCAUGCAGGUCACAACUGAGGGGAAGCCAAAGAUUAUUGAUAUCAUUGACACAACAGGAAGUGGUGAUGUAAACAUGACAACAGUGGUGGAACCCAAAGAUGGAACAGUAAUCGGCCUUUCUGGUAGAACACUCAAGAUCUCUCCUGCCUGGGUCAACCCAUCAGAGAAGUAUCGCAUUGGAGUUAAAAAUGGCUACGAGUUUUUCCCUAAGGCUCUCAAAGAGAGAAUACAGAAAGAACGUAAGGAGAAGAUGUGGGACCCACUACACAGAGCAACGCUUGCUGAGGUCAGCCGUAGCACAGAAGAAUUUGAUCUAUCUCAUCCCUCCCCCUCACAGUUGGAAAAGCUGCAGAAGGAAGAGCUUCAGUGUCAGUCAGAGCUGUUGGCAUCUCUAGAGAAGAAGUACAGUGAUCCUGGGCCCGUCUAUGACUGUGUGCUUUGGCACGAUGGCGUCACAUGGAGGGCUGUUGUGGACACUUCAGAGGUUGGGGAGCUUUCUCAGUGCACUGUUCUGAGCUCCUACAGAGAGUCUCAGGAGUAUGCCUCACUUGGAAAUGCUGAAAUGCUGAACUACUCCAUCAAUAUUUACGAUGAGGGAAACACGCUCUGCAUUGUCACCAGUGGAGGUGCUCAUGGCACACAUGUGGCGAGCAUUGCUGCAGGUUACUUCCCAGACGAGCCGGUGCGCAAUGGUAUUGCCCCUGGGGCUCAAAUUCUAGCUCUGAAGAUCGGAGACACUCGCCUCAGCACAAUGGAAACGGGCACGGGACUCAUCCGUGCGAUGAUUGAAGCAAUCAACCACAAGUGUGACCUGGUAAACUACAGCUAUGGCGAAGCCACCCACUGGCCCAAUUCAGGGAGGAUCUGCGAGGUGAUAACAGAGGCUGUACAAAAGCACAACGUGAUGUUUGUGUCAAGUGCAGGAAACAAUGGGCCCUGCCUCUCCACAGUGGGCUGCCCUGGAGGGACCACCAGCAGUGUGAUUGGAGUGGGAGCUUACGUGACCCCAGACAUGAUGGUGGCUGAGUAUUCCCUGAGGGAGAAGCUGCCUCCCAACCAGUACACCUGGUCGUCCAGGGGCCCCAGUACAGACGGGGCCUUGGGAGUCAGCAUCAGUGCCCCUGGGGGCGCCAUCGCAUCUGUACCCAACUGGACCCUUCGCGGUACCCAACUGAUGAACGGGACAUCCAUGUCAUCCCCCAAUGCCUGUGGUGGCAUUGCACUUGUCCUAUCAGGUCUGAAGCAGAUCGGAAUCAGUCCCUAUGUUCCUGCAGUAAGGAGAGCCCUGGAGAACACAGCUCUGAAAGUUGAAGACAUUGAGGUGUUUGCACAGGGGCAUGGAAUCAUUCAGGUGGACAGGGCAUUAGACUACCUCACUCAGCAUGACUCUUUACCCACAAGCCAGAUUGGCUUCUCUGUAACAGUGGGAACACAAAGAGGCAUCUACCUCAGGGACCCCGCGCACGUUCUAGCACCUUCAGAUCAUGGAGUGGGCAUCGAACCCAUCUUCCCUGAGAACAUAGACAACAGUGAGCGAAUAUCCCUUCAGCUUCACUUGGCCCUCACAUGUGCAGCCCCUUGGGUCCAGUGCCCCUCCCACCUGGAGCUCAUGAACCAGUGUCGUCAUGUCAAUGUCCGAAUCGAUCCUAUGGGGCUGAAGGAGGGACUGCACUAUACAGAGGUGUGUGGCUAUGAUGCUGCAGCCCCUGGCUCUGCUGGUCCCUUGUUCCGAGUCCCGAUCACAGUUAUCAUCCCAACCAAAGUAAGUGAUAUUCGUAAUCAGGAGGUGUGUUUCACAGACGUCCACUUCAGACCUGGGCAGAUCAGACGUCACUUCAUCACUGUCCCUCAGGGAGCCUCCUGGGCAGAGAUCACAUUGACCUCUCACUCAGGGGAUGUGUCAUCGAAGUUUGUUCUCCAUGCCGUGCACCUGGUCAAGCAGAAGGCCUACAGAGCCAAUGAAUUUUAUAAGUUCUCCUCACUACUGGAAAAGGGCUCUCUGACUGAGGCUUUCCCUGUUCUGUCAGGUAAGAUAGUAGAGUUGUGUAUCGCACGCUGGUGGGCCAGCCUCGGUGAUGUCACAGUGGACUACAGGAUUUCUUUCCAUGGCCUCAAUACAUCACCUUCUCCCUUGCACAUACAUGCCUCAGAAGGUGUGACGAGUUUUGAAGUAACAUCUCCUCUGAGGUAUGAGGACGUGUCCCCAAGCAUUACCUUGAAGUCCUGGGUUCAGCCUCUCAGGCCUGUUAGUUCGAAGAUAAAAGCCCUGGGAGUGAGGGACGUUCUCCCUAAUAACAGACAAAUCUACGAGAUCAUUCUCACCUACAGCUUCCACCAGCCCAAGAGUGGAGAAGUUACUCCCAGUUGUCCUAUGCUCUGUGAGCUGCUCUAUGAGUCCGAGUUUGACAGUCAGCUAUGGAUGCUGUUUGACCAAAACAAGAAACUGCUGGGCUCAGGAGAUGCCUACCCCCACCAGUAUUCUCUGAAGCUGGAAAAGGGUGACUACACGGUGCGUCUGCAGAUACGCCACGAGCAGUCCUGCGAGCUGGAACGCCUGAAGGACCUGCCGUUUGUUGUCUCACAUCGCUUGUCCACCACACUGAGUCUAGACAUCUAUGACACACACCGCGCUGCUCUCUUGGCCAAGAAAAAGGCCAACUUCAUCACUCUGUCCCCGGGGGCCACACAACCCUUCUAUAUCACAGCUUUACCAGAUGAUAAGAUCCCUAAAGGAACGUGUCCUGGAUGCUAUCUGACAGGCUCUCUGAUUGUCCCCAAGAGUGAAUAUGGCAAGAAAGCAGAUAUCGUGCCUGUCGUCUACCACCUAAUCCCCGCACCGAACAAGGCCAAGAAUGGAGGAAAGGAGAAGGACAAAGAAGGGGAGAAGGAGAGAGACGUGAAGGAGGAGUUCACAGAGGCCUUGAGAGACUUGAAGAUCCAAUGGAUGACCAAGUUGGACACCACCUCUCUCUAUGAGGAAUUGAAAGAACACUACUCAUCUUACCUUCCUCUGCAUGUGCAGAGACUACACCAGCUGGACUCAGAAAAGGAGCGUUCAAAACGUCUAGAAGAGAUCGUCUCGGUGGCUGACGUAGUCAUAUCCCAUGUCGACCAGACAGCCCUGGCUGUCUACCUCUCCAUGAAGACUGACCCUCGACCAGAAGCAGCCUCCAUCAAGAGUGACAUGGAUAAGCAGAAGUCGUCUCUGAUAGACGCACUGUGUAGGAAAGGCUGUGCUUUGGCUGACCAGCUCACACUGCCCUCCGCCGCUCAAGACGGUGCUGGUGUUGUGGAAUCUGGACCGGUGUCUGCGGAGGGGGCGGGUGAACAGGUGGGCAGCAGUUCUGAUGACCCGCAAAAGUCCUGGGCCGAAGUCCUCACAGAUACUUUCUGGGAGGUUCAGAAGUGGGCAGAGCUGACAGACUCCAAGGUCUUGGCAUUUUCCUACAAACACGCUCUGGCAAACAAAAUGUAUGGCCGAGCCUUGAAAUUUGCCUCCAAGAUAGUAGAGGACAAGCCCAGCAAAGACAACAUGAAAAACUGCAUUCAGCUGAUGCGGCACCUCGGAUGGACGCACUGUGCCAACUUAUCUGAGAACUGGCUCCCGAUCAUGUACCCUGUAGAAUACACGCCGUUCUAGACAUGAACAGAGACAACACACACACAUUCAACAGAGCAACACGUCCAUACCAGGGCCACGCUUGGACACUCAAAUAUCAUCUCCCUCAGGGUCACAUGGUCCAUCCAUUUUAGUGGGUUUUUUUUUUUUUUUUAAAUAAUAAUAAUCGGCAGUAAUUUCGAAGCCUCGGUAAGCAGGGGAUGCUACAUUAACACAGGAGCUGAGGGUGCAUUGCCCUGGCAUGGGUGCACUAAGGGCAACGGAUAGACAGCACCACUACCACCGCUUUUUAACCUGUGGUGAAGCAUCUCUCUCGUUGAGGCAUUGGUCCCUUCUAUGAUGACAGGCCCCCUCAUUAACGGGGCAAAGGUGCUUGCUGAACCUGUUGAGAAUCAAGACACUCGUCCAUCACGGCCGUGUCAGUUAACAAGGUCUCAAUCCAUUUGAAGUCCGUAAUCACCUUAAAGCAACGAAUUGGAUUGUUUCCUUUUUGUUGAAAUUUUACUUUUUUUUAAUGUGUGUGUGUCUGGAACUCUGUCAAAGAGCAUUUAAAUGGUUCUGAUUUUUAAAGUGUAAGUCAUUUAGUCACUGCUUUAUCAGUCAGGUUUCCUUCGUUUUGCCAUGAUUAAAACUGAACGUGUCCCCAUCUACUCAUAUACAUACCUAGCUAUUCAGAGUCCGCAUCUCAUUUAUGUCAAUGACUCAAUUAUAUGAGAUAUACUGUACCGAGGGCCAGUACUCACUCUAGGGAUGCCUCCCAAGUCUGUGUGACCCCAACCCCCCCCCCCUUUAAAAAGAUACUUUCACUUGUUUCUUCUCAAAACCUUUUAUUUUUUAACACACCUUACAAGAACACAAUGCUGCACAAUGUCUUAAGAUAAGAUGUUCGUUAUUAAUCCCCUUGGGGAAAUUGGUCCUGUGCAUUUAACCCAUCCCAACACACACCGUGCUGUCAAGGUCUUGACAGAACCUGUGAGGUUACACAGCUUUUGCUGCUUCUGAUGUUCUCUUUUAGUCCAGACCUGACUAAAAGUGAGAUGUGGGCUAAACUAGAACUUAAAAAAAUAGAUUUUUCUUUUACGUUGAGCUGACUCGGACAUUAGUCAGAUGGUAACGUUUAGCCUUAUCGGUCUUGGGAGUCAGAGCUAGAAUAUGUUGUCUCAGAACACACACGAUGUUGAGGUGCCUUUCUACCAGUGCGGAAAGUUGAAUCAGUUCAUCUGGACACAACGUUUAGUGGGAGAAACAUUUCACCACUCGUGCAGUUGACUUCGUCAGGCUCAACUGACUGCAGGUAUCCCCCAACCUUAUAAACAGCACAGUUGAAUAACUGAAACCAAUGAUUGGUUUCAUAUACAGAUAAGUUACAAUGGCCAUGUGUAUUAUUCACAGGGGAUUGGGGAAUAGUUGCAAUCACAGCAUUGUAAGAUGGUGACAGAUGUACCCCCCCAGUUCAGGGAUGGUUGUUCCCUCUUCACAUAGAUGGCCUCUUUGAAUUUUGACUCUUUGUUCAAAUCAGCAUUCCUCCCUAUCAAGGAUGUGCACAUCCUCAUCCCCUUAAAGAGUGGCCACUGGCCUGUAGUUGGGUGUAGACUGUGGAGUCCUGGUCUGACGUGUUAGCUCUCCUGUGUUGUUCCAUUCUCUUGGCCAGCGUCUGUUUGGUUUCCCUAAUGUACAAGUCACAGCAAUCCUCCUGGCACUUAACAGCGUACACUAUAUUGCUGUGUUUGUGCCAGGGGACGCGAUCCUUGGGGUGGACCAACUUCUGGUGCAGUGUGUUUUGGGGUUGCUUUCAAACCCCAAAUCUCAAAUUUGAGUGGUGUAUUUGGAAAAUACACCUCUCAACUUUUCUGCCACUCCUGCCACAUACGGAGUCACCACUGGUUUACGCUUAGACAGUUGUUGUCCUUCUCUUGUCUUCGAUCGGCUGGAGCACUGUUUGGGCAUCUUCCUGGCUUUGAUAAACGCCCAGUUAGGAUAACCACACUUAACCAGGGCCUGUUUAAUAUGGGCUUUCUCCCCUUCCCUAGCCGCUGUGCCGGUGGUGACAUUGUCAGCUCGGUGGUACAGCAUCCUGAUGACUCCUAGUUUGUGCUCCAGUGGAUGAUGGGAGUCAAACCUUAAGUACUGAUCAGUAUGUGUUGGUUUACAGUAAACAUCAACAAUCAAAUGUCCCCAAUCACCAAUUACAAUUUCACAGUCCAAGUCUAAAUCCAUAGUGUAUCCAUAGUAAUGUGAUGUUCUUUACCACCUACCAACGUGUUAAGUUUAGAUGCCAGAAACUUAAGAGAUGUUAUAGGUCACUGAGUGAAUCAUACAAACAAUAGGCCGAACUGGCACAUCCUGUUUAUGUAUCUUAGGUAGACCACAAAGACUAGGUGUAGCGUCCCCUGGGUAUAAUCUAUGGUACAAAAUUCUGUCGAUAGCAUUGUCCUGUUCUAACAGCUUCAGACAAUCACCUUUUUCAUGUAACCAUUGCCUGGAUCUUGUUUCAGGGGCUCAUCAGUAGUUGGUGUGAUUGAAAACAUUCCCCAAUCUUCUGUGAAUAGUACACAUGGCCGUUGUAACUCUGGUUAAUGGUCACGCCUAUUUGCAUAUGAAACCGAUCGUUGGUUUCGGUCAUUAUUGUUUAUAAGGGUGGGAAUACCUGCAGUCAGUUGAGACUGACGAAGUCACCUGGAUGAGUGAUGAAAUAUUUCUCCCACUAAGCGUUGUGUCCAGAUGAACUGAUUCACCUUUCUGUGAUUUCCUAACCUGGAUUAUUGAGCAUACAGACGGGGUGGGGGGUAGGUAGGUAGGUGUUGUCCCUAAAGAAGCAGUAGAAUCCCCAUGCAAGGAUGUCCCCUAUCAACAGUGCAAUCUCCAUUGCCCCAUCAUUUCACCCAUUAGCCUUUGGCGUUGGGAGUGGUUUCAGAGGGAGUCUCAGCAUUGUGACGUGUCCGUGCACUGUAUGCCAGGCAUCGGUGACUGACCAAAAGACAAGCCAUGCGGGCAAAGAGCAAGACAGCUAAGCUGCAGCUACUUUGCCGCCGCUUGACUUCAGCCUGCUUCCAAUAGAGUUGGAGCCACCAGCUAACGCUGCUGAGUAUGCCUGAUGGGGUUACUGAAGCCACAGUUUUGACCACACACACAUUACAGACCUCACUUUGUAAGCUGAAUGGAAGGGUUGUGGCUGUGUUUGGGUAUGGUGGGUAAGUGUGUUCGAAACGGAUUUCACUGCGAAAUGCUGUGUCAGUAUUAAGAUUUAUUUCUGUGCAACGUUUGAAAUGUUGAAAGCGUAUACGAUGACAAAGUAAUGUAGGAAAGCGUAUCAUAAACACAUAAAAUUAUACAGAGGCAAUAUAAGUGUAUAAAAAAAUAUUCUCAUUGAUGUAUUUUGCAUAUAUGCAUGUCUUCUAGGCUAUAAGGAAGAUUAGCUUCAUGCGAAAGCUUAUUUAAGUUUGUUUUAUUUGAAAGACAUUUAAUGCCCGAGGAAGAUUCUGAUUGAACUCAUGUUUUUCAUGGGCGUGUGUUUGUUUGUGAACGGGCUGUGUAUACUUGUGAGCAUAGUUGUGGAAAUGAAUUUGUCCUCACCACCGAAGUGAAAGUGUCAAGUCUGUUGGCCACGAGCGUUUUCUUUUUCUUUUGGUGAAGCCUGUUUUGUUGUUGUUUUUCCCCCCAUCAACAAAAUGUCUGUGGUUCUGGAAGACUUCAGGGUUUCUAAGUAGGAGGAAAGACGCAUUAUUUACAUCACAAAUUCAAACCCUGACUGCUGUUAUGACAGCAGAUACCAGCUGUUUGUUAUCGUGACGCCAUUUAUUUUAAAGAACAACGCCGUUACGUACAAGUUGGGGUUGAUGAAGCUGAACCGAACUAAAGGGGAAGUCUGCGCAGCUUCCUGUUCAUCCUUAAUUCCCUAAUUCCUCCAGGUGACUUGUGAAAUCAAAAAUACACCCAAAUGAUUGAGGGUUACAAACCAUCUUGGAAAAUAUUAUUGUGGCUCUGUUAUAGGGUAGGGUACAGUUUGUUUUUCUGGCGUGACUUGUCCUCUCAGAGAGCAAAUUAAUGGCGGCCACCGAGCAGUGGCCUACAUCCUGUGGCCUUGAGAAUUUUUGGCAUGACAGAACCACAGUCAGUGGUCUUUUCCAGGAUGUCGGUACACCGGCAGGCACACGGGGAGUUAGUUUUAGGUUUAAACAAACAGCGCCUAUGUUAAUUCUGAAAUGACACCAGAGGUGCCCUUUCCCACCUCUGUCAUCGGAACAAAACUAUGACGGCGUCUGUCCAUGGCAGGGCGAUGUUGGAUUCCUCCAGUACGCUCGAAACUAGAAUCUGGUCUGGCGGCUAACAUCACAGCUUUACUCAGACUAUGUGUGUUGGUGGGCUUUUCCCUCCUUCUAGUGGGUAGCUCUGUAGGUACACACCGCAGAAUAGUGGAAUUGCCCCCUAGCCACUUUGGAGUGCAGGUGGAGCUGUUGCCACAUGGCCUGCAAACUUCCCAGUUGAACACAGCUUCCUUUUUGGUGCCGGUCUGAUUCGGCUCUUCAGCAGACCGUUGGUGCGCAGCCCUCUACAGCUCCAAAUCUUUAUAUCGUUGGUUAUUUAGAGUAACGGUUACCUCUUUUCCUGCUCCAUCCCUUUUGAUUCUCCUCUCUUUUCGUCUUCUCUUCACGCUCAGACUUUUAUUUCGAGCCCAAAUUGCAUUCAGGGUUCAAGCUGUCUGUUGCCAAUGAUAAAUUCCUCCGAAAAUGGCCUUAACUUUAACCACAGGACUGUACCGUCCAUUUGAAGCACCGAGGAUGGGUUCACAUAUCUAUUGCUCUCACUCCGACGGUGUCAGAGAACUGCAGAAAUAUAUCUGGAUGUCUAUUUAUAUUCACAAUAGUAAAUCCUAGUAAAAUGCCAACAUUUUAAAAGAAUGCUGUAUUUGAGUUUGUAUGUACGUAGUAUUAUUUUAUAGUUACUCUUCCUCCUGACGUAUGGAAAAGAACCAUAGUUACCAUCGCACUAUUUUGUGGACACACAACGUGUAUCAGAAAUGUCACCGAUGCAAGGAAAACGACACUGAAUAAAAUGAUUUGAAUGAA
Messenger RNA from Lampris incognitus (smalleye Pacific opah), 8886 nucleotides. RefSeq names its product tripeptidyl peptidase 2 (gene tpp2). Bases 44 to 3841 code for a protein of 1265 amino acids. The transcript has 28 exons. Gene Ontology annotation, biological process: proteolysis. The record is from RefSeq and is a predicted model, not a curated record. Gene Ontology annotation, cellular component: cytosol. NCBI's taxonomy places the organism in Eukaryota, Metazoa, Chordata, Actinopteri, Lampriformes, Lampridae. Gene Ontology annotation, molecular function: serine-type endopeptidase activity; tripeptidyl-peptidase activity.